AUGAAUUCACAAGAAGUAGAUGAAUCGAUUUUGAAUCAUCUAUUUCUUCCACAUGGAUUAUCAUCUUCAGCAAGUAGCGAUCAUUUAAUUCAAUCUGAUCAUCAGAAUGAAUAUAAACUACUUCAAUGUAUGAAUAAUUAUUGGAAAUCGUUAGAUGAAAAUAAUCAAUUACCAAUAUUUUCAACUCUUAAAACUUGUACGGAGCGUUGGUCAACCAUACAAAAUACGAAGAAGUGUUCGAUUUCCGUUUUACAAUCGAUCAUACAGAAACUAUCACCAGGAGAUUUUCUCCCACUUUACUUCUAUGCCCAAAAUGCCGCAAUUUUAAUUGAAAUCGAUGAAAAUUCUCCUGAUCAACCAUUAAUCUCAUCUUGGCAAGUCUUAUUGCCAACAAACGUGAUUACAUCAUCACUCGAACCACAUGUUUCUUGUUUUCCUGUUUCUACAUUUCGCUUACCUGACCGCUGUCAACUUUCAUCUACUGUCCACUGCGAAUUACUUUCAGAAUUUAUGAAUAAUACAAUUGAACAUUCAAAAUCCCAUAAAGCAUCUUACACAUUUGAUGAAACUCGAGAAGUACCUAUAUCACAUUAUGUAUGUCAAUGGUGGACUACACAUUUUCAAGGUGUUCAAAUCGAUAAUAAGACGAAUGCCUCCGUUUCAUUCAAGAAAAAGCAUCGUGACCAAAUCCGAUAUAAGAAUUCAGCAUAUCCUUUUCGACGAUCAGGUUUAUGGAUGGCUGUGAAAGUUGUUUUUCAAAAUAUUCUAACAAAACGUAUGGGAACGUUAGGUCAUAUCGUUUACAAGUUGAUUAUCACUGAUUUUUUAACCAAUUUCAUUCAUACGAGAAAAGAGCGAAGGAAUUCGUCGAGAUCUACGGAUGUUCUUGUGCAUUGUCUACGAAAGAUUGUACGACGAUUGAACAAAAUUGAUGUUUUGCUUCUAUCCGUUGACUCAAGCAAUAUAAAUCCAUGGAUACAAAAUACAAUUGAAAGAAUCAAACAAAAAGUCAAUAGUUUAACUCCGAAUUCCGACUGGCAAGAAGCUAUCGAGAAAGUUGGCACGAAAGAAGCUCAAAAAGUCCAACUGAAUUCUAGACAAUUUGAAAUCUAUCAACAUCCAUGUCGCAAACUCAAAGCUUAUCUCGAAAAAGAUCGUCCACCUACUUCAAAUCGAUACUCCUAUGAUCAUCAGUUAUCAGCUAAUAUUGCUCAUAACAACGAUCAAUUACCUCAGCUUUCCACCUUAAUCAAUUACGACAAUGAUGCUACAAACAUAGCCUUAGCACGUGUUGAACUUUGGAUACAAACCAAUUUGGAAAAGUGGAUCAAUCGUUGUUUACUAUCAACAAACAAAUACACAUGUUUUGAAAAUCUACAAACCUUCUAUGAAGAUUAUCAGCGUAGAGCUCUAGAUUUUCAUGCUGCAGACAAACAAUCAACGGACGCAACUGGUUACAGUCGUUUUAUUAUAGCAUCAUUAACAAUAAUACGAUUGAUGCAUAUGAAAUUAUGCGAAGAUUCACGAUUCGAACGAUUGAAGCUUCACGCCAUUCAAAUUCCUAAUCUUUUGAAAUUAUUCGAAUUUUUAGUUUUACCCAAUCAAGAUGAUAUGAUUCGUGCACGAGAAUUAUAUGAUUAUUUUUUAGAAUUUAGCAGAAAACCAUAUCCCCAUCUUUUAAACAAGAUCGAUUGUCCAAAUGCAUUCGGUGUUUAUUUCGCUGAAAAUUCAGUGGAAAUGAACGAAAAUUUGAAACAAAUUCAAGAACAAGUUGCACAAGACAAGGAAGACAAAACCAAAGAAAUAACCAAUGCGAUAGAAAAAUAUGAACAACUAAUGGAAAAAGUCAAUAAUCUUAAAUGUGAAUGCGACUCUAUACUAAUACGUUAUCGAAAAUGUGAUCGAUGCACCAUGAUAAAAGAAGCGGAAAGCAUCAAAGUUACUAUAUAUGAAUGUCCAAUACCAUCUCAACGAUACAGUGCUUUAGCUGUUAUGUUCGAAUUACAAAUGCCAAAAGAAAUUCGAUGUUAUCGAGAUAUUCUUUGGCAAUUCAUUAACCGGCCGAAAUCAAAUCCUUCGAAUAGUAUGCAUGAAUGGUUAAGUACUCGUCCUCAUCAAUCUAAACUGGGAAAAUAUUUCAAUGGUUCACGUAAUUGUAAAGUGAAGUUAGUAUCUGAAACAAAAUCUAUAUCAGAAUGUCAUUAUUCAGCUCCACGACACGUUAUAUCAACGCCUCUGGAAGAAUUUUUCUAUGAUAAUAGUCUAAAAGUUCAAAUAUCUCCGAAUAAAUUAAACGAAUUUCAAGAUGAAUGUCAAACACUAACGCCUAAACUAACAGAUUCAAAUUAUAAAGAUUUACAAUUUUCUAUUAUGAAUACCGAAUUUGUACAAAAUCAAGUCAUCGCUGAACUAUCAAAAUGUUCGUUGAAACUCAAUUUAACCGAAUUUAUUGAAUAUGGUUCAUUUCGUUCCGGUCACCGUUUACAAUGGUGGAAUCUUUUAAGUAUUCUCGAAUUAGAUUCAUUAUCUAUGGAUGAAGAAAGUGUUGUGAUACUCAUAACACAUUCUCUCUUACAAUAUGGUCCAGUGAAUGAAAACCCACAAUCAUUGACUUGUUCAUGGUGUCCCGAAUCACAUCAGCAAUUAUUAGAAGAUGAUUUUCUCGAUGAAUUGAUCAUAAGAUUAGAUCGUCAUUUGAAAGAUUGUGAAUCGAAUUGGCAAAAUGAAUUGUUAUUAGUUAUUAUAACAAUAAUUGUUAUGAGAAUGUUUACAAUAUGUAAUUCAACACGAAAAGAACAAAUGACAAAUUUAGUGUUAAAAUGUCGAAAAACAGGCAAAAAAUGGAUUGAACGUAUUUCGGAAACUAUUCAAACUUCAUCCGAUUGUAUUAUGAUGAAUGGAUUACGUGAUAAAAUCAUUGUUACUGCUAUGACAUAUCUACUUACAUUUUCAAUAUAUAGUGAUAGUAGUAAUACAUUGGUACUAACAAGUGAAGAUGUGGUUUCUCUUUUGACUAUAGCAACGACUAUGCAUGACAAUAGUAUUUUAAACAAGAAAACAGCUCAUAUGAGUAUAUUCAUGAGAAAUAUAAUGCGUUAUAGUGAAUAUGUGUUAUUAUCGAUUCAUCCGAUUAUUAGUAAACUACUUGAAGAAAGUUCGUAUGAAAGUUUAAAUCAAUUUUGUGCGAUACAUUGGGCAGUUCUACGAACAAAAGGUACAAUGAAUGGUAAAUGGAAGAAAAGAAACAAUGAUAUGUAUGAUGGUUGGUAUGAUGGUGAAUAUGAAUCAAACAAAUUAUCUAUUGAUUGCAUAAGAGGAAGCUUUUUUGUCAAUAAGAUGACUAUUGGUUUUCUACCCGAUAGAAUUACUUCUGAUGAAUUAUUUCGUCGAGUAUUUGGUACACAUAUUUUUGAAGUACAGGCAGCUGAAUCCGAAGAUAGUUACAUUACAAAAUAUGGAUAUCAUGACAAUGGAGAAGUUCAUUAUGAAUUCAUUUAUAAUGAUAGUUAUUAUGGAAAUCGGCGAUUAACAGUGUAUGAACGACAUCUAAAAACAAAGGAAAAGUUUGAAUUAAUUCCUUCGAGUUGUUUUGAAGGAGAAUUAUCGGAUAUAUUUGUAUCGAACUAUAGUCAUUGGAGAGAUAUAGACAAGAAUCAGAUAGAGUUUCGACCGAUUCAUUUUCAAGAUUCAAAUUUCUUAACUGACAAACAAUAUAUAUUGACCAUGCAAAACGGAUAUUUUACAAUGAACAACCUUGAAGAUAUGGAAAUAUUGAUAAAUCGUUCCUCAUCAUUUUUUCAAAGUUUGUUUACUCGAUAUUUCAUUCGUCUCGAUGAAGAAUCGUAUGUCUACAUGAUUAGACAAAAUGGGUUUGUUCAUAUUCAUUUACCUCGAUUAGGCAUUGCUUUUAAAUACGACUUUCGCACUAGAAUCGUAACCUCGCGUGAAUAUUCCGAAAUGUAUGUUGAUGAAAAUCAAUCGUUUGGAACGUUGACCGGCCUCAAAUCAGGUCUUCUUCUUUCACCAAUUGGACAAAUUCAUCAAAACAAUACAUCAUCUCUCUAUCGCAAGUUAAUUGUCCCUUUUGGACUUGUUCAAGCAACAAAGACGUCUGAAAAUGGUCCUCAUCAAAUGGUUACGAUCGAUCGAAAAUCAUCGACAUCAAUGCUGCAUCAAUAUUUUAUUUUUGUUUUGAAUGAUCGAUUACGUGUUCUUCAACCAACUGAUAGCCCAACAGGAUGGUUCUAUUUAGCAUUAUUACAUGCGAUGACUUCACAUCCAUUGCCUGAUCGAUACACAGGAAUGACUGGCAUGGAACGUGCGUUUCAAUUACUAUAUUCAGCAGGAUGCUGGUCUAAUCAAUCUUAUGAUUCAAUCACCCGACAUAUUCUACUUCAAAUUGCAACCAUUUCACCCAAAGUAAGUUUCUAUCCCGAACAUCUCACUUGCAUGGCAAAAGUCGAUUGGAAUGAAAAUAGUCUGCCGUACUCAAUGCAACAUUUUGGUUAUUAUUUGAUAGUGAAAAAAUUAGUCGAAACUAGUGAAGAAUGGAAUUUCAUGCAUUCAUUAGUCAUUUCAAAUGAUGAACUACACAAAUUAUUUCAAAGUAAAAAAUAUAAUGAAAAGCUCUUAGGUAAACUCUACUGGGAUUAUCGAGAUUCAUACAAUCCUACAGCACGACUAUCAGAAGACAUGGAGAAAGACAUUCGUCAGAUGAGUUCGACACAAUCAUUUCAACCAGUUUCGAAUAAUUCAUCAUACUCAACAAACUACAAUUCUUGUCGUCUUGUCGAUUACUUAUAUGGUAGUGGGGAUGUCGAUCUAAAACACAGUAAAGAACUCCACUGUUUUCCAUUAUCUCGAUGGCUUAAAGAUGAGUAUCAAUUGAAACAUACUUGGAUUGGUUUAUUGAAAUUUGCCGAAGAUGUAAAAGCGCUUCAUGAAGGUGAUAAUCAUAAAAAUGCGUUUGAAAGAUUUGAAAUCCUACUGGAUUUUCUAUACUAUAUCUCCGAUAGAUGUUCAAGUAAACCAUAUUAUUUACAGAUGCUGAAAUCCUUUUUAAGAGCACCAACUACAACAGCGAUAUCUUUUUCCUAUCCCACAUUUACUGCUUAUGUAAAUAUUCAAGAAACCACAGUGCAAACUCAUCGAAUCAAUCUAGGAAAAAUGGGCCAUUAUAAACGAGCAAUCGUUUUUCGAGAAAUUCAAGAUUGUUUCAAUAAGAAUUCUAUGUAUGAAAACAAUGAUCUACCAAGCAUGCAUCAAUUAACCCGUCAAACGAAUAGAAUCAAUAGAUUAUUACAAUCUUGGCGAGACAACGGCAAACUUCGUCUGUUCUUAGACAAUGUUCAAGAUCAUUUUCGUUCCAUUUCGAUUACUCCAUUAAAUCUGAAGGUGUAUGUCAUUCCUCAACUAUUUGAAUUCGAAUCUUUUCAAGCACAUUUUCAAGUUCGUAUCACUAUGACAGAUACACUCAUUAAUCUCAAAUCAAUUGAAGAUGCACGAGCAAAAUUUUUGCAUCCUCAUUCGAAUUAUUUCAUCAAACCAAAUAUGUGUAUUCCAAUCAAAACUGAAAAGAAAACUUUUCCCGAAGAUAUUUUCCCUUCAAUUGAUUCUCAAGUCAAUCCUUUCAGCGAUAUUACAGAUUAUUUUAAAAAACAUUUAACCGAAAGUUGGAAUAAAUUCAAUCUAACCGAAGAAUAUCAACAAGAAUUUCCAUCACUCGAACAAAUCGAACAAUUUCUUGAUCGCUAUCGUCAAGAAUCGAAACUAUACUGGGACGAAUUAGUACAAUCCAUUAGAACAGCCAAUGAUUUAUUGGUCAAAGUAGGUCUCGUCGUACGAAUCUUACCAACAAUUCUGAUUUCUAUUUUUCAACAAACAUGGCUAAGUGAAAACCAUUCCAAUAUCUUAUCGUUACAUCUCACACAUAAUCAAUGUAUACUACUUGGUGGUAUUAUGGUUAAUUGGAUUGUCGAACAACAGAUUGAAAGAGCUUUGAAUUUCGCUGAUUUAGAAAAGUGGGAGGAAUUUGAAAAAGAAAUGUUAAAUGUCCCUCAUAUCAAUUGGACGCCCUCAGAACAUAUUCCAUGGUUAAUAUUAGAACUUGAAAUGAAUAUCACCAUUCGAGAAGUACAAGUUCAAGUAGCACGUCAUAUGACACAACCAUUAAUAAAUGAAAACAGUUCAUCUGUACGAAAUAUUGUCAUGCAAAUGAAUAUGGGCGAAGGCAAAACAUCUGUUAUUUUACCUAUGUUAGCGGUCAGUUUGUGUUCUUCAGCUUCGAACUUGGUUCGUAUUAUUGUAUUAAAAGCAUUAUUUCCAAUGAAUUAUCAAUCAUUACGAUAUAAGCUAGGCGGUUUACUCAAUCGACAUGUAAUACCAUUUGCCUGUCGUCGUGAUAUGAAUUUCAAUGAUGUGCAAGCAAAUCAAAUUUUCAAUCGUUUCAAACAAGCGAUACACAAUUUGGACGUUAUAUUAACUUCUCCGGAAGACAUCUUAUCUUUCGAUUUACUUACAAUAGAUAAAUGUCGUCGAAAUGAGUAUGAUGUUGGCGGUUCAAUGUUAUCGAUUCAAAGUUGGGUGAAAAAAUAUGUUCGUGAUGUUUUAGAUGAAUCCGAUGAAAUUUUACAUGUCAAAUAUCAAUUAAUUUAUUCGAUUGGUCGCCAGCUGCAGGUUGAUGGAGGUAUCGAACGCUGGAAAACUAUUCAAUACGUCCUCAAUUUAGUCAAACAACAUGCCGCAAGCAUCGCACAACAAUAUAAAAAUGAUAUUUUUUACCAAUCAUCCAAACGACAGAGUAGUUUUCCGGAAUUUCGUCUGCUAAGUCAUCUGUCAUAUUCUGAAUUAUGCCGAAGAGUAGCAAACGAUUGGAUUAAUCAAAAAAGCUAUCGACAAUUGGAUCAACAACGUAUCUUAUCAUUUAUAUUAGAUACGAGUUCAUCAAUUGAUAGUCUACUCAAUCAAUUUCCUGAAAGUACAAAUCAAUUGCUAUUGAUCUUACGUGGUCUUCUAUCGUCUGAAGUCUUGUUUGUCGCGUUGAAAAAACGCUACCGUGUCAAUUUUGGUAUCAAUUCAAAUACAAAAUUCAAUCGUUUAAUGGCAGUACCGUUUCGUGCAAAAGACGUUGCCGCUGAAAAUACUGAAUUCGGACAUCCCGAUGUCGCUAUUGUCUUAACACAACUUUCCUAUUAUUAUCAAGGUCUAACAGAUCCACAAAUGUAUCAAUGUUUCAAUCGUUUAAAUCAAGAUGAAAACGAACCGGAAAUGAUCUAUGAUCAGUGGAUUUCACUCGAAGAAGAAACUGACAUCAUAGCAAGUAUAAAACAAUGGAAAAAAAUCAAUUUACGAGACUAUCAACAACGAACUCAGUUACUCUUUCCUAGUUUACGGUACAAUAUGUUAGUUAUAAAUUAUUUUCUCAAUCAUUUUGUUUUUCCUCGCGAAGCUAAACAAUUUCCACAGAAAUUAGUUGCAUCCGCUUGGGAUUUAUCUUCAUCUUUCCGAGAAAAAACAAUAACUGGAUUUAGUGGAACAAAUGAUACUCAGCUGCUCCUACCUGUUCAUAUUCGUCAGUGUGAUUUACCCGAACUUCGUCAAACGGAUGCCAUUGUACUCAACAACUUACUUCGCUCGGAAAAUGAUCAUUAUCAAGAUUUACCUAUUGCUACGAAUACGGACGAAAUAUUAAAACGAAUUGUGUCUCAAGAACCAAUGAUUCAAGUUAUUCUUGAUGUUGGCGCUUUGUUGAUCGAUGGAACUAAUCGUCAAACAGCUAUCAAGUGGUUAGACUUGUCAGAUAGACUCAAAAUCGACUAUGUUGUGUAUUUCGAAUCGGAUUCAAUAUUUGUUUGUAAUCGUCAGCAUCAACAUCAUGCUUUGGCAACAUCUCCAGCUAGUGAACGUCUUGAUCGUUGUGUAUUCUAUUUGGAUGAAAUUCAUACCAGAGGAACUGAUUUUAAGUUUCCAAAUGAGUUUCGAGCUGCUGUUACCUUAGGAAGCGGUCUGACCAAGGAUCGUUUAGUUCAAGCAUGCAUGAGAAUGAGAAAACUAGGAAAACAUCAUUGGUUAAGUUUUUGGAGUUCAAGCGAAGUUCAUCAACAAAUUCGUGCGAUGAAGAAUCAUGGAAUUUCACGAAAUAAAAUGGGAAAUGGUGAUGAACAAAUUGUUUUGACGGACGUUCUCCGUUGGGUUUAUGGAAAUACUCAACAGGCAACUUGGGAUGGUUUACAUCUGUGGGCAACACAGAGUUUAAGUUUUCAACGAAAAUUGGCUGCUUUUCGAAACAUCGAUUUGGAAAAAGAAGGAAUAUCAUAUACAAGCACAACAAUGGAUAACAUAGCGAGAGGGUCAUUAGAAGCUGAGGUCAUAGAAUUGAAAUCGAUGUAUGGUGUAUCGAAAACAUUGGAAACAAUAUCAGACAUUUAUUCUGCUCGAUAUAAACAUUUCAACAUAUUUUUCUCAACGGAAAUUCAUGAAGCCGUUUCCAAACGAUUACGUGACUAUGGCGGUUCGAAAAAACUCUUGACACAAUUAUUAGAUGAAGAACAACAGCGAGAACUGGAGCGAGAACAAGAAUUAGAAGAAGAACGACAACAGAAACGUCCUUCACCUGUUCGCCCUGUUGACCCACAAUUACAUGAUGAAAUUAAAGCUUUAUGCAAUCCGAUUGAUCCCAUGUUAAAUUUAUCAAAAACAACUUCCGUGUUUCAUCCAAUUAGUGAUGCUUUUCUUGGUACAACGUUUCAUCGCGAAUGUCAACCACAUUGUUGGCCAAAAAAUUUUUGGGUGACUGAUGAAUUCGUACGUGUGGUACAAGCAAAAGGAGAAUCAUUGGAUCCCUUUCUACGUCCAAUGCGAUGGAUUCUGAUCUAUCGUGAUGAACACGUUAUUUUUGUCAGUGCUUUCGAAGCUAAUUGGAUCAUGGAUCGAUUACAUGCUCUCCAUCGUCAGAAACGUUCAAGGGAAUUCUUUACAACAACACUGCGUCUAAUAUUGCCACGGAUUAAACGAGAGCAAUCAAUUAUAGCCAAUAUACCAACUUUAACAGUGCCGCCGUCUAAUAUUCUGAAUUUCUCAAUUCCAUUCGAAUGGUUGGCGAUUUUGUUUAUUUUUAAUGGUACUUUAUACUUUAAAAGUGAAAAUGAACAAGAUGCCUAUUGCCGAUGCCUUGGUAUAUGUCCGAAACCACGUACGGAAAUUGAAGAGACUGCUUUUGAAAAUGGUUGGAUUGCUUUUGAUGGAUUUGUAAAACAACUAGAACAUCGCUCACUUCUGAGACUUCAUGAGUGUCAUUUUUGUAAUAAUCCUUUGACAUUCAUGAGAAAAUUGAUCGAAAUUCGAAACAAUACACACGCACCUCUUACAUCCCAUGUUGGUAGUAUUCUGACAAACACCGUGAAACUUCCUGUCGAAUGA
Messenger RNA from Adineta ricciae, 9417 nucleotides. Lineage: Eukaryota; Metazoa; Rotifera; Eurotatoria; Adinetida; Adinetidae. The record is from the annotation of a GenBank genome assembly.